This is a messenger RNA of Mycosarcoma maydis (corn smut), 414 nucleotides long. Its product is annotated as cytochrome c oxidase subunit VIa. Gene Ontology annotation, cellular component: mitochondrial inner membrane. The transcript is spliced from 3 exons. Lineage: Eukaryota; Fungi; Basidiomycota; Ustilaginomycetes; Ustilaginales. The coding region runs from base 1 to 414 and encodes 137 amino acids. Gene Ontology annotation, biological process: mitochondrial electron transport, cytochrome c to oxygen. Gene Ontology annotation, molecular function: enzyme regulator activity. The record is from RefSeq and is a predicted model, not a curated record.
AUGGCAUCUCGAUUCGCAGCUGGUAUUUUCGGGCGUAACUUGACAGCCACGUCGGCUGGUGCUGUUCGCGCGCACACUGCGGGUGUUCGCAGGCUCGCCACGGCGGCUGGCGAGAACGAGUUUGUUGCCGAACGCAUGCAUCACAAGGAGCACGCUGCAAAAUCGGCUGACCUGUGGCGCAAAGUGUCGCUCUACGUCUGUAUCCCGGGAUCCAUUGUCCUGGGCGUGUACAUCUACGGCAUCGAGAAGCACCACUACGACCACAUGGUGCACGAGUACCACGAAAACGACAACCAGCCUCCCGAACGCACCUUCUACGAGUACAACAACAUCCGCCGAAAGGCGUUCCCCUGGGGCGACGGAAGCAAGAGCUUCUUCCACAACCACAUGAUCAACUACGAGAAGGCCCCUUAA